Messenger RNA from Megalops cyprinoides (Indo-Pacific tarpon), 1455 nucleotides. It is a transcript of the gene drd1a, whose product is annotated as dopamine receptor D1a. The transcript has a single exon. Bases 118 to 1455 code for a protein of 445 amino acids. Gene Ontology annotation, cellular component: plasma membrane. Gene Ontology annotation, molecular function: dopamine neurotransmitter receptor activity, coupled via Gs; G protein-coupled receptor activity. The record is from RefSeq and is a predicted model, not a curated record. Gene Ontology annotation, biological process: G protein-coupled dopamine receptor signaling pathway; adenylate cyclase-activating adrenergic receptor signaling pathway; vasodilation. Lineage: Eukaryota; Metazoa; Chordata; Actinopteri; Elopiformes; Megalopidae.
GAGCCUCGGAGCCAGCCGGUCACCAGCCCUGUUGCUCCAGCACAGUUUUCUGUUAGACUCCAUUCACUCCUGUCGAUUGAGAUUAUGAGGUGAUCUCUGCUUCCAGGAGCUGAAACGAUGGAUUUGAACUUCUCGACAGUUCUCGACAGUGGUAUAUCAGAGAAGGACUCGUCCACGCGCGUUCUGACCGGCUGCUUCCUGUCGCUGCUCAUCCUCUCCACCCUUCUCGGGAACACGCUGGUCUGCGCUGCUGUCACCAAGUUCCGCCACCUCCGCUCCAAGGUCACCAACUUCUUCGUCAUCUCGCUGGCCGUCUCCGACCUGCUGGUGGCCAUCCUGGUGAUGCCCUGGAAGGCCGUGACGGAGAUCGCCGGCUUCUGGCCUUUCGGCUCCUUCUGCAACGUCUGGGUGGCGUUCGACAUCAUGUGCUCCACGGCGUCCAUCUUGAACCUGUGCAUCAUCAGCGUGGACAGGUACUGGGCCAUAUCCAGCCCGUUCCGCUAUGAGAGGAAGAUGACGCCCAAGGUGGCGUUUGUGAUGAUCAGCGUGGCCUGGACCCUGUCCGUGCUCAUCUCCUUCAUCCCUGUGCAGCUGAACUGGCAUAAAGCUCAGACCACCGGCUACUCUGACGGAAACAGCACUUAUGGGGAUCCACUAACGGACAACUGUGACUCCAGCCUCAACAGGACUUAUGCCAUCUCAUCCUCUCUCAUUAGCUUUUACAUUCCUGUGGCCAUCAUGAUAGUCACGUACACUCGGAUAUACAGAAUAGCCCAGAAACAAAUCAGGCGGAUUUCCGCCCUGGAGAGAGCUGCGGAGAGUGCCAAGAACCGGCACAACAGCAUGGGGAACAGCUCCAACAUGGAAUCGGAGAGCUCCUUCAAGAUGUCCUUCAAAAGAGAAACCAAAGUCUUAAAAACCCUGUCUGUAAUAAUGGGGGUGUUUGUGUGCUGCUGGCUGCCCUUCUUUAUCCUUAACUGCAUGGUACCCUUCUGUGAGCAGACUCUGGCUGACGGGAACGCAGACUUCCCAUGCAUCAGCUCCACCACCUUUGAUGUCUUUGUGUGGUUCGGCUGGGCUAACUCCUCGCUCAACCCCAUCAUAUAUGCCUUCAAUGCAGACUUCCGCAAAGCCUUCUCCAUCCUCUUGGGCUGUCACAGACUCUGCCCUGGAAGCAAUGCCAUAGAGAUAGUGAGCAUCAACAACAAUGGAGCCCCGCCUCAGUCGUUCCACUAUCAGCCCAAAGGGUUCAUCCCCAAAGAGGGGAACGUUUCCUACAUGAUUCCUCACACCAUCCUCAGCCAGGAGGAGGAAACACAAAAGAAGGAGGAGGACAUUGGGAUUAAGACUCUAGAGAAGCUGUCUCCUGCCGUGUCAGGCAACCUGGACAGCGAGGCUGACCUGUCUUUGGAGAAGAUAAACCCCAUUACCCAAAAUGGGCAACACACAACAUAA